Molecule: messenger RNA, 5789 nt
Organism: Amyelois transitella
Lineage: Eukaryota; Metazoa; Arthropoda; Insecta; Lepidoptera; Pyralidae
Gene: Zn72D
Product: zinc finger RNA-binding protein
Exons: 20
Coding region: 86-2806 (906 amino acids)
Cellular component (GO): precatalytic spliceosome
Molecular function (GO): double-stranded RNA binding; zinc ion binding; single-stranded RNA binding
Source: RefSeq, a predicted model, not a curated record
CAUUGUCGCCAUCUUUCAAGCAUAGAGAAAAAGGCCGGCCUUUUCCGCCCGAAGCGUCUGUUGUUUCAACGCGGAAAAUUGGUAAAUGAUGGCAGCAAAUAAUUAUUUUGGGUUUACUCAUGGAGGAACCCAAUACGGUGCGGCAACGGCUGGGGCAGCAUACGGCGGUCAAACGGGGUAUGCUGUAGCCCCCGCGGCGACCGCAGCCACAUACGGCACCCAGCGUGCUGCAGCCACCGGGUACGACACUGCGUAUCAGGCCGCAGCCGCUACACAGGCAGCGGCGCACGCGCACGCGCACGCGGCGGCGGCAGCGGCGUCGGCGUACGACGCGAGCAAGUCGGCGUACUACCAGCAGGCGGCCGCCGCCUACCCCGCCGCCGCGCCGCCGCAGCCGCAGCCCGCCUACGACACCACAGCUAAACCGGCCUACUCCACGCCGGCUACCUACACGCAGCACGCGUUCGGGUCGCAGGGCGGCGCGCGCGUGAGCAGCGCGGGCGCCAAGGCGUACGGCGGCGUGUACACGCACGCGCACGCCGCGCCCGCGCCGACGCCCGCCGCCUACCCCGCGCAGGGCUACUCCGCGCCGCAGCCGCAGCCGCCCAAACAGUCCGCUAACAGAGGAAACACUGCCUACGAUACAGCCCUGUACAACGCGGCGACCAUGUACGUGGCGCAGCAGACCAAGACCGGCGGCGGCGGCGGCUGGAAGAACUACAACAAGGGCGGCGUGGGCGCGGGCCAGCAGCGGCGCUCCAAGCCGCCGCCCAAGGCGCAGCAGCUGCACUACUGCGACGUCUGCCGCAUUUCCUGCGCCGGACCACAGACGUACAAAGAGCACCUGGAGGGGCAGAAGCACAAGAAGAAGGAGGCGGCGGUGAAGCUGGCCGCAGCGGGCGCGGCGGGCGCGGCGGCGGCGCGCGCGGCGGGCGGCGCGGCGCUGCGCUGCGAGCUGUGCGACGUGACGUGCACGGGCGCGGACGCGUACGCGGCGCACGUGCGCGGCAUCAAGCACCAGAAGGUGGUCAAGCUGCACACCAUGCUGGGCAAGCCCAUCCCCUCCACGGAGCCCACCAAGCUCGGCGCAGCGAAAAAGACUGUAGCCGGCACGCCCAAGAUCGCGUUCGUGGCGUCGGGGGGGCUCAGUACCGUGGCCAACAAAGACGCGCCCGCAGACAAGGACAAGGACGACGACGACGACAACGACGCCGAGCCCGAGGUGCAGCCCGUGGGGCAGGACUACAUCGAGGAGAUCCGCGGCGACGACGGCAAGGCGCUCUCCUUCAACUGCAAGCUGUGCGACUGCAAGUUCAACGACCCCAACGCCAAGGAGAUGCACAUGAAGGGCAGGCGGCAUCGGCUGCAGUACAAGAAGAAGGUGCAGCCCGACCUGGAGGUGAAGGUGAAGCCGUCCAUGCACCAGCGCAAGCUGGCCGAGGCCAAGGCGCAGCGCCUCAUGGUGCGCGACGAGCUGUGGGCGCGCCGCCGCCUGCACGAGGGCAUGGAGGAGGAGGACCGCGGCUACUGGGAGGGCGGCAUGGAGCCGUGGUGGCCGCGCGGGCCGCUGCCCCCGCACCACCAUCACCAUCACCACGGCAUGGGCAUGGGCUACGGGCCGGUGGCGCGGCGGCCGGAGACGUCGGACGACCGGCACGUGCUGGCCAAGCACGCGGAGAUAUACCCCAGCGAGCAGGAGCUGCAGGACAUCCAGCGCUGCGUGUCGCACACAGAGAAGGCGCUCAAGUCGCUGUCGGAUGCCCUGCACGCCCAGCAGAACAACAGGCCGCAACCCGCCAAAGUGAAGGUGGAAGACAAGAAAGACGACAAGGAAGGCAAAGAGGACGGCCGCGACAACCAGUUGUUCUCGUUCGUGGGCGAGGGCGAGGCGGGGGGAGCUCCCGCCGGGCGCGCGCUGAAGGGCGUGAUGCGCGUGGGGCUGCUGGCCAAGGGGCUGCUGCUGAAGGGCGACCGGCUGGUGCGGCUCGUGGUGCUGUGCCACGACCGCCCCACCAUCACGCUGCUCAAGCGCGUGGCCGCCGACCUGCCCGCGCACCUCGCCAAGGUCAAGGGCCCCGGCGACGAGCCGAAGUACAAAGUGGAGCUGCAGCCGGCGGAGGGCGCCGUGCUGGUGUCGGACGGCGCCGUGAGCGUGCUGGUGUCGCUCACGGCCGCCGUCAUGCGCGAGCCCGCAGAGGGUGGCGACGUAAAGCGCGACGACAAGGAUGUGCUCCCGCGGCAGAAGUGUUUGGACGCGUUGGCCGCGCUGAGGCACGCCAAGUGGUUCCAGGCUAGGGCGGCGAGCUUGCAAUCCUGCGUUAUCAUCAUAAGGAUUAUGCGCGACCUGUGCAGGCGCAUACCGAACUGGACGCCGCUCAACCCAUAUGCCAUGGAGCUGCUGGUGUCGGGCGUGCUGCAGUCGGCGGGCGCGGCGCUGUCGCCGGGCGAGGCGCUGCGGCGCGUGUGCGAGGCGGUGGGCGGCGGGCUGCUGCUGGACCACGGGCCCGGCCUGCGCGACCCCUGCGAGAAGGAGCUCGUGGAUGCGCUUGGCAAUCUGCCGUCGCAGAAGCGCGAAGAUCUGACUGCGUCCGCGCAGCAAUUCCUCAGACAGAUUGCGUUUAGGCAGAUCUACAAGGUGCUGGACAUGGAGCAGCUGCCGAAGCUGAAGCACGCGGCGAGCUGGAAGUUCCCGCGCAAGCGCAGGCGCUCGCACUCCGACGCGGACGCCGACCACAACGGCGAAGGCAAGGUGGUCAAGACGGAGGAGAAAUUGGAUGCUUCUGAAAACACAAGCGCAAAGAAAUAAUUACAAAAUAUUUUAUUUCGGCCGCGGACGCCGCCGAGCGUCUCUUUCGGGAUAUAAUUUAAUAUAUUUUUAUUGAUCUAAACGACGUACAGACAACAUCAUAUCACUCGUCUAUGGACUCUCAAGUUUUAAUACAAUGUUCUUAUUCUUUCUUUACCAAGAGUUAAAUUUACGUUAAAAAACCGCCAUAACAUCUAAAACUUUGUAAAAGUCACAAAUCACAAUCUCAAAUUAUGAAAUAAAAGCUAAAUUGUGUUUAUAUCAAAACACGAGCGUACAAAAUCGGAUUAUUAUUCUAAAAACAACUAAAUGGUUAAAAAUUAAUAGUUUUUGUGUGGGUGUUUGUGGUGUUGUCUUGUACAUUUAUUUUUCUGUCAUAAAAACUAUAUGAUGUCGCGGUGAUCUGUCCAAAAUAUUGCAUUAGUCCCGAUAAUAUUUGUAGUGUUUAAAAUUAGGUAUAAUGUAGGUUCUAUUAUGAAAUAGUGCGUUUGUACGAGUCUGAUGUCUGUUAUAUCUGGGCAGGAGUUUCUCUAGUUUUGAUUGCUUUUAAAUGUUAACUUGUAAUCAGGUACCUGAUAAUCAUGAUCUUUGUAUCAUAAUUAAAAUUUGAUACCAUUUCAAAAUGACUUAAUACACAAAGUACAAUUUGUUUGUAAUGUAGAUUUGAGAAAAUUUCAAAGUCGCUAAUAAAUUGGUUUGAAACGAAUUGACAACCUUGACUUUUUGCUUCGGUUGUAAACUCACUUUAAUUCGGUUGUAAAUUAACUGCCUAGAAAAAAUCUUAUCUAUAGCAUUCGCCAGACUUGACCAAACGUUUACUAAAUCUGUACUGUACGUAUCUAGCGGUACACGAGACAGGGAAUGCCCGCACGGCUGAAAGCAUAGAUAGCUAUGGAAUUAGGGAUCGUAAGGGUUUCUUAUUAUCUUUAGGAUAACAGUAUUUGACUAUUUGAAGUGUCUUUAGUUCCUCAGUUCGUUUCACUGCUUUGCAGCCCUUUACGUGAUUGUUUUGUUUACUAAUUAGUUUGUAAGUUGUAUAUUGAAUGUGUCUGUAGACUCCUACCGUUGAAGGCGUCAGGCGCCUGGGAUUUGAAGGUUUAAGACCAGAGAAUUGUUAUUCUAGUGAUGUGCAGUUGGAAUAGUCUGUACAUUUGCCUAAGCUUUGAUAAAAUUGAAAGAAAAACAUAAUUUGACAUGUAAAAAGUUUCUUGUCUCGAAGGUUAGGUAAAUAUACCGACUGAUGUGCAAGGAUGCGUGCUAGUCGCGAUUAAUAUCGUGACGAUCGUCUGUGAAGUAGUUAGUAGGAAACCUAGAAUAGGAUUAGGGGCCUCGCGGUGCUUGGAGUCAGGAAAUCUGUUUGGUUCGUGGGCGAGGCCUCGGGCGACGCGAUAAAAUACUGCUCGGUGAUAUUCCAUCUUUAAUUUUUAACUGAUUUUAAAAUUUCGCGUUGUAUAAUACUAUUUAUAAAAUACAGGCGUUAAAGCUCAUGUACCUUUAUAUUAUCUCGAACGUUUCGCUCGGUGACCGCGGAUCAUUGUAACAUGACUCGAAACGUCAGAGAUAAGUAAAGGUUACGUGCGCGUUUAAUACCUGUAUUACAAAUCAUUGAUUUUUGUUAGAAACCAUGUAUUUAAUAUCUGCAAAUCAAAGCUCGAGAUAACUCUUAAGCUGAGAACUAAAAUUUUUGGGAAGGCGAUUAAUACUCACGUAUCCGGGGGCACGGCAGUGCGCCCGCCAAGUCGAGAAAAAAAAGCGGCACGGCUGUACCAUCCUUUUCUCGAAACAAAUCAGGCUAUUUUCGACUCCCCUAUACUUUCGUUGUGUAUAAAACAAGAAGCCUGAAUUUUCAGUAACUAAUCAUUGAUAGUUUUCUUUAGUUCACUUUAAAGCAAAAAAAUCGGACUUGUAUGGCAUAGUGAUGGAUCCGUUUAAAUCGGUCUGUUACAAUUUCUUGUGACUUUUUGUACUCUUCCAGAUAUGACAAUUUAUCAUAUUGGCCACUUAAGUCCCUCAAAUUGUCGCCGUAUCUUAGCAUUCAUUGGCUGAAACUCUUAAUGGGAUAUCACUAAACUCAGUCACGUCACGGUAAAAAUGAAAGAGGUGUGAUCUACUAAUAUAUUAUUUAUUAGAAUCAGGUUCUCUAUAUAAUACGAACCUGUAGAUAGAUAUUGUAAAAUAUACACUGAUUGGAAUCUUAAAGUUCUGACGCAGAUUAUUUUGUCACUCUUGGUUUUUAUUCUGUAAACUGUACUUUAAAAUUAACUGUCAAUAAAAAUAAGACCAUGAAAAUGUUGUUUUACUUGUUCUAUUUUGAUCUAGGCGCCACAUUUUCAUAUAUUUCGCGGAAGAGAGUAAAUGAAAAGCAGACUGGCUAGUGUCAAAGCCUUGGAAGUGUCGAAGACUUCAGAGUGACGAGUGUCUUGACACUAGGUUUUUUUUAACUAAGCGGAUCAAACGUCAUAAUGGGUUUCUGAGGAAAGGCUCGAGUAACAAUUUUGUCUUCCGUGUUUAUCUGACUUCAAGGGGAACCUGGUUACAUAGCCUGAAUGUUAAGUUUCCUUACGAUGUUUUCUUUCACCGUAAGAGCACAGGAAUAAAUUUUGUAAAUAAAACAGGUUUCUGGCAGUUUGUAUAUAUUAAACUAUUACAGAAUAUCUUCUUUAUAAUAUUUUGUACAAUGACGAUAAAAACUGCUUGUGUUCAAAAAAUAAAAUGCAACACAAGACAAAAAAAAACAUCUAAAAGGAGUGCAAAAAUAAUUUUAGUAUUGAAAAUAUUUUACAGAUUAUACACACAAUAUACAACGAAUGUUACCCUCUUAAAAUUUGCAUAAAAGACGAAAUUCCAAAUAAUCAACGUAUUGUAUAUUGCAUUUUAUUCGUUUGAACUUACAACACAAUUUUGUAACAUUAAGUACCAUGCUUAGUUUUAUUGAACAAUCGUUUUGAACAUAUUACUCUUUAGAUAGAAGUGUGUUUCAUGG